This is a messenger RNA of Musa acuminata subsp. malaccensis (wild Malaysian banana), 874 nucleotides long. RefSeq lists its product as uncharacterized. Gene Ontology annotation, biological process: ribosomal large subunit biogenesis. NCBI's taxonomy places the organism in Eukaryota, Viridiplantae, Streptophyta, Magnoliopsida, Zingiberales, Musaceae. The record is from RefSeq and is a predicted model, not a curated record. Gene Ontology annotation, cellular component: nucleolus.
AACCCUAACAUCACUCGGGACCCUUCGAAAGACGAGCGGUGAACGAGAGCGAGAGGCAGAGAAACGAUGGGUCGAUCGCGUCGGAAGUACAAGAAGUCCCACGCCAAAGUUCGGGUUGGAUUGCCUCGGAAGAAGCCCGGCGUCUUCAAGCCAGCCGUUGCCAUUCCGGAGGCCCUCGCUGCUGCCACCGCUGACGGGGGAAAAGAGGGGACUAAGGAGUGGGACGUGAAGGGCAGCGUUAUCCGCAACUACCAGGCCUUCGGUGUUGUCUCCAACCCCAACAUCCUCAGCGUCCGCGCCCGUACCCCUCAGAUCGUUCAGCUCUCCACUCUCCAAGUCCCCGACCCCGAAUUCACCCCUGUUUCGGAGUUCGACCCCAUCGACAGUGGCAGCGAUCUUGAAUCCGAUGAUGUGAAAUCUGCACUUGGGAAGAAGCGUAGGGACGGUAAAGCAGCAUCUUUACGACCACUGACCGCCAUGCAACGUGUUCACGUUGGAAAGUUAAUUGAAAAGUAUGGUGAUGAUUAUCAGGCAAUGUUCAUGGAUACAGCACUGAAUGCAAUGCAGCAUUCUGUGGCUGCACUGAAGAAGUUAUGCGAGAGGUACUACGUCGGUGGGAAGCACUACAUCACAUCAUAGCUGAAUCCACUGUGGUAAUGGAAGAGUAAGGUUGUCGUAGUUUAGGUGUUGUGGGAAAGAUUAUUUCCUUUUUCAUACGACUUCUCUAAUCCUAAGAGCUCAAAAGUAAUUUAAAUCAUGGAUCAGAACCAACUUUACCAACGGUUGGGGCUCAGCCAUCCACAACAAUAUUGGCUUUUGAAUCCCCCAAUUGGCUUUUAAAUUUUGUCAGAAUCACCAGCUUGAAUUUAUUUUU